Messenger RNA from Vigna angularis (adzuki bean), 664 nucleotides. RefSeq names its product protein SMALL AUXIN UP-REGULATED RNA 12. Gene Ontology annotation, biological process: response to auxin. The transcript has a single exon. NCBI's taxonomy places the organism in Eukaryota, Viridiplantae, Streptophyta, Magnoliopsida, Fabales, Fabaceae. The coding region runs from base 93 to 407 and encodes 104 amino acids. The record is from RefSeq and is a predicted model, not a curated record.
UAAAUACCCCUCCACUCUAUCCCAUAAUCCACACUUCUCAAACCCUCUCAGACACAAAAAAAUUCUAAGUUUGAAGGUGCAAGAGCAACAUAAUGGCCAUCAAAAAAUCCAAUAAACUACCACAAGCUGUUGUUCUCAAGCAAAUUGUCAAAAGAUGCUCAAGUUUUGGCAAGAAGCAGACUUACAAUGAAGAGGGUCUCCCUGAUGAUGUACCAAAAGGCCAUUUUGCUGUCUAUGUUGGGGAGAACAGAACCAGAUACAUUAUCCCAAUCUCAUGGCUGGCUCAUCCACAGUUUCAAAGCCUGCUCCAAAGAGCUGAGGAGGAGUUUGGCUUCAACCAUGACAUGGGACUUACCAUACCCUGUGAUGAAGUUGCAUUUCAGUCCUUAACCUCCAUGAUGAGAUAGGAAAGGAGGAACUACAUAUUUGAGAAGCGGAGGAUUAUAGUCACAUACAUCCCUUUUCAAGUGGUGAUUCGCUAGUUAAAAGGUCCCUUUGUCAAGUGGUGCUUAUGACUGGUCACUACUGUUAACAUUUUACUUUUGUUGUUGCUAUUGUAUAUACUAUAGAUAUAUAGAUUGAAGUCCAAGCGUAUUUAUUCCUUGGCAAUGUCAUUUGUAUCUUUGAUGAGUGGUGAUUUAAGCAAUGUUGUUCAUGGGGGGUG